Auanema sp. JU1783 is the source of this 1335-nucleotide messenger RNA. Lineage: Eukaryota; Metazoa; Nematoda; Chromadorea; Rhabditida; Rhabditidae. The record is from the annotation of a GenBank genome assembly.
AUGCCGUGCCAAAUGCUAAGUAUCCAUGUGGGCCAAUGUGGAAAUCAGUUAGGCCAAAGUUUUUGGAAGAAAAUGUGUGAGGAGCACGGAAUUAAUAGCUACGGACGAAAGACUUGCGAGGAUUUGACUGAUGACAAAGAAGUCUUCUUUUACCAAGCCGAUGACAGUCAUUACAUCCCAAGAGCAGUCCUGAUUGAUUUGGAACCUCGUGUCAUUAAUGGAAUCACACAAAACCCAGACUUCCAUCAUCUCUUCAACACUGACAACAUCUUCAUGUCUCAGCACGGAGGAGGUGCUGGAAAUAAUUGGGCCAGUGGAUAUGUGCAAGGAAACGAAGUUAAUGAGAGAAUAUUGGACAUCAUUGAGCGCGAAGUGGAAAACAGUGAUCGUAUGGAUGGAUUCCUUUUCACUCACUCCGUUUCCGGAGGUACUGGUUCUGGUUUAGGUUCUCAUAUCCUAGAGAACGUGCGUGAUAGAUUCCCGAAAAAGGUCAUCCAAACUUAUUCGGUGUUUGCAAGUCAACAGCAAGAUGAAUCCGCUGGUGAUGUUGUUGUUGCUCCAUACAACUGCGUCCUAUCAAUGGAACGACUUAUUGAACAUGCAGAUGAGGUAAUCGUAUUGGACAAUUCCGCACUCAACAGAUUGGCUGCUGGAAAGUUUCAGACUCAGAAACCUACCUUUGAUCACAUCAAUUCUUUGGUUACUCGAAUCAUGUCAACAUCCACGGCUCCCUUCAGAUUCCAAUCUCCAAUUCUUUCUGACAUUCACUCUCUUCAUAUUAAUCCUUUCCCUCCUCUCAAAUUCAUUCAAGCAGGCUUCUCCCCUGUUGUCGAUCCUGACCAAAAAUUCACUCGCAAGACUUCGGUCAAUGAUAUUAUUCGUUAUCUCCUGAAACCCACAUCUAUGAUGGUUUCCACUGCUCAUCAUUCUAAAUCUUCACAUUGUAUGUUAGCUGGAUUGAUGCUUCUUCAAGGAAAUAUAGAAGGAGAAGCUCUUCAUUCCACGUUCUAUACUGAGCGAUCUGUUGUUCACAACAUCAAUCGCGCUCCUUGGGAUGAUUUGAAUCCUUUGAAAAUCAUGUACUCACCAUCAUCUCCAUAUGUGAAAUCCCAGUUCAAGGUUUCCGGAUUGUUGCUCAAUAAUAGCACAAGUAUCGCACCGAUGUUCAGUAAAAUCCUGGCUCAGUUCAAGAAAUUGAGAAGCAAGAACGCUUUCAUCGAUAGAUUCACGAGAGAGGAAGGAUUUACAGCUGAUAUGAUGGAUCAUAGCGCUGAGCAAGUAUCUGAGCUCAUCGAGCUCUAUCAUGACAUUGAACAAGAGAACUUCUUCUCCUAA